GAAUUUUUUGAAAAUUAGGAAAUAUCAAAAAUAUCCAUGACGAUAUCAUUUUGACAAUAAUUGUCAGAGUGAAAAUUAGGAUAAGUGUCACUGUGCUGAAAUAUCAAUUUUGAAGAAGCAAGAGUGGAUUGGAGGUCGAAUUCAUUAUUGGACUGCCGUCAAUUCCACGGCAUAAGGUUUGAGCGAAGUUUCAAUGGAAAGAAAACCAAAGUUUUGUUCUUGUCGGCUAGCGGUUCAUCAUGAAUCGGGAAGAGUCCAAUGGUGCGUGGGACAGCAAGGAGAUUGGCAACAAAAACUCAAAAGAUUAGUUUUUUUACCAGCAAUCCUACUACCCCUUGUUAUUGUAAUCAUUUUCAUCACCAAAUAUGCAGAUGCUGAAGAUCUUUCAACCGAAAAAGCUCCAAUAUCUAAUCCACCCAAAGGGCAGGUGGAUCUUUUUCUCGUCGAGGAGAACCUCCAAGACCACCUUUACGACACCCUUGAAACGAAGUUCUUGAGAGAGAUGGAAUACGGACUCGAUUAUUACAAAUUUGGAAAAGGGUUCAAUGCUCCAAUAAAGGAUAGAAGAAUAAAGAGAAAUGUGGAUAAAAAUCUUCUCGAAUCUUUGAGAAAUGCGGCAGGAACUAAGAAAUCCAGUGAUUCGACAGAAAGAAGUCAAGUUUUUUGGAAAAACGAAAUGAAUGAGGCAGAAAUCAGAAAAUUACAAAGUAAUAUCAUGAAGCGCUACAUGGACAAGUCGGUAAAUCCCUGUGAUGAUUUUUAUAAAUAUGCAUGCGGAAAUUGGAAAAACUAUUAUAGUAUUCCCCCUGAAAGAAAUUCUUAUGAUACAUUCGAAAUCCUGAGGGAAAAUCUGGAUAAUGUUCUUGGUGAAUUAUUGCUAGAAAAUGAUUCAAAAGGGGAACCAGGAAUGUUGAAAGUAUAUGACCAUCAACCAUUCGAGAAAGGGUACCUACUCAAUAAUACUAUCGAUAGCUAUCAAAACAGUUCGAUGGAUGCUACAACAAAAGCUAAAUAUUUUUUCCACUCAUGCAUGAAUCAGAACAAAGUGAGGGAACGAGGAAACUCACCUCUCCUUAAAUUAUUAGAAGAACUUGGUGAUUGGCCUAUUCUCAAAAAAGAGUGGAAAGAGUCUGAAUUCGAUAUUGUGUGGCUUAUGGCCCAACUCAGAUUAUUCAACAAUGAUAUACUAAUAUCCGAAUGGGUUGGGCCUGAUUUGAAAAAUUCAGAGGAGUAUAUCAUUCACUUGGACCAAACCACCCUUGGAUUGCCAUCAAGAGACUAUUUCACCAAUCCUCGACAUUACAAGUACAUUGAGGCAUACAGAACAUUUAUUGUCACAGUGGCUCUCCUACUUGGAGCUCCCGAAGAUACAGUACAUCAGGAUACAGACGAUAUCAUUAAAUUUGAAACGAAAAUCGCAGAGAUUAUGACUUCCCAUGAAGACAGAAAGCAUUUGGAAAGAAUUUAUUUGAGAACAACUAUAGGUGCCUUGGCUCACUUUUUCCCUCAGCUCGAUUGGAUACGAUAUUUCAGUAUGGUACUAGGAAAAGUAAUGAGUCUUGAUGAUCCAGUGGCCUGUUUCUGUACAGCAUACUUGCAUAGACUGGUGGAUUUAUUGAGUAAUACAAACUCUAGAGUUGUAGCUAACUACUUAUUAUGGAGAUUUAUAAGACAUAGAACGAAUAACUUGGAUGAAAGAUUCCUAUUAGCCAAGCAAAGGUUUUACUACAUAUUAUUCGGAAAAGAGAAACCUCCAACCAGAUGGCAAUUCUGCAUUCAACAGACAAAUGCUAACAUGGGAAUGGCACUAGGAAAACUCUUUGUAGAAAAAUAUUUCGAUGAACAGAGCAGAAAAGAUACCUUAGAAAUGACCAUACAACUUCAACAAGCUUUUCAAGACAUUUUGAGUGAGAAUACAUGGAUUGAUUCAUCUACCAAAGACUAUGCGUUGAUGAAGUUGAAGAACAUUGAUCUCAAAAUUGGUUAUCCUGAUUUCAUCACAAGCAUGGCUGAAUUGAAUCGAAGAUAUAUAGAUGUUGAAAUACACCCAGACUAUUUUUUCGAAAACACCUUGAGCAUCCUGAGACAUCUAACUCGCUACGAGCAGAGAAAGGUUGGAAAAGAAGCUAACCGAACACUGUGGGGAACAUCACCAGCUAUCGUUAAUGCUUACUACAGCCGAAACAAAAACCAAAUCAUGUUUCCUGCAGGAAUUCUGCAACCACCGUUUUAUCAUAAACACUUUCCGAAGGCUCUGAACUUUGGCGGAAUAGGUGUAGUUAUAGGACACGAGAUUACACAUGGAUUUGAUGACAAAGGGAGAUUGUUCGAUCAACAUGGAAAUCUGGAUUAUUGGUGGAAAGAGCCAUCUGUUCUGGAGUUCCAUACCAGGGCACAAUGCAUAAUAGAUCAGUAUGGGGCCUAUAUGCUGCCUGAAGUUAACGCUAGAGUGAAUGGAUACUUGACACAAGGGGAAAAUAUUGCUGACAACGGUGGUUUGAAACAAUCUUUCAGAGCUUAUCAAAAAUGGCGUAAAAAGCACCCCGAAGCUGAGGAAUUCCUGCCUGGAUUGAAUCUCACUGGGGAACAACUAUUUUUCUUGAAUUUUGCUCAGAUUUGGUGUGGGAUUCAAAGACCAGAAAGUGCCAAAACGAGACUGCAAACCGCUGUCCAUUCACCUGGGAUAUUCAGAGUACUAGGAACACUGAGCAACUCCAUAGAUUUUGCCCGAGAGUAUAAAUGCCCCCCUGAUAGUUCAAUGAACCCCUCAUUCAAAUGCGUACUCUGGUGAUAUACACUCUUGUAUUGUUAUAGACUAUUUUGUAUUUUUUGAGCGAUAUUGAAAUAAAUGAAUUUUUGACUA
Coccinella septempunctata (seven-spotted ladybird) is the source of this 2863-nucleotide messenger RNA. Its product is annotated as neprilysin-4. NCBI's taxonomy places the organism in Eukaryota, Metazoa, Arthropoda, Insecta, Coleoptera, Coccinellidae. The record is from RefSeq and is a predicted model, not a curated record. The transcript is spliced from 17 exons. Gene Ontology annotation, cellular component: plasma membrane. Bases 194 to 2791 code for a protein of 865 amino acids. Gene Ontology annotation, molecular function: metalloendopeptidase activity. Gene Ontology annotation, biological process: protein processing.